UUAAAUAUCUAUGUAAGGCUAUGUUUAGACAGCAGGACAAAGUGUUAAAGUCAGUUUUAUGCACUUUUCAAAUAUGUUACAUCAUUUGUAUAAAUCUGGCUCAAAUAGAACUUUAACUGACCAAAUAUCUGGUUUGAGAUGUGACUGACUAUACAAAAAACUAGUCCUGCCUUGUUCUGUUUCGUAUUGAUUCUAGCGUCUUUGAUUACACAUAUUUAGUAAAGCUGGUUUUCUAAUGAUACAGGUAGGGUUUGCAGGCUUACUUUAAAAAUGUAUUCCGUUACAGAUUUCUGAUUAAUUACUUAUUAAAAUUGUAUUUUUAGCCUAAUCCAAUGGAUUACAUUAUUUAUGUAAUGUAGGAUUACUUUAAUUUGGAUUGCUUUAACUCGUUAACUGCCAAAGAGUUUCAGAACACUCCCCUACCAUGUCAGGUAGUAUGGAUAUCAGCAAGCUCCAAUGAGCUGUUGGAUUUCUCAUUGCAGAUUCAUUAACACCUUGGUAGAUGUGUAAAAGUUGUCAAUAUUAACAUUUCCCUUCCCCAGCAGUCUGGCAUUGGUGAGAAGGCACUUUGCUGCAGAAUGUUCAAUCUCUACAACCCUGUCAAAUUUGGUCCACCAGUGUAAACAUCCUAGAUAGGUCAGCCAAUGCCAAGAUACAGAAGGAGACUCGGAGCCAAUCAGCCUUACACCAAAGCCUUGUCAAGACCCACACAUUGUGAUGGGACCUUUGAGGCGCAAGCUUUCUUUCCCCAACAAGAAUGAGAUGCACAGUGCAAACAGUGGUGAUGCUGUUGCUGUAGCAGUGAGCAGCGUAGACAGUAUGCAAGAGGUCAGCCCACUGCCGCCCAUGCCUGACCUGUCACAGAGGACCUUGUCUCAGCUCCCACCUCUGUCCCCCUCUCUGCCCUCGGUGCCUUCUACAUCUUCUCAAUGGAAGGAUGAAGUCCUUGAUGCGGGCUCUCCAGAACAGAAGCCUUCCCAGAACAAUUCUCAGCUUCGGUGUUCACCUGCCUUCCUUCGGCAAUGCAGUGUCCGACUGGGCCAGGAUGUGCUGAGAGCCUCACAGAAUGCCCAGAGUACACAUGACUGCUCUACCAACUUAACCAGCAGCUUCCAGCUUGACCUGCCACAAAGCCCACUCAAAAGCCCUGUCUUUGCAAAGACAGAUCCUAAAGGAGGCACUGAAUUGUCUGGUAUCAAAGACGGUGACAGUUUUACAGACAGUGUAUGUUCACCAAAUGAAGAAGAAAACUUUCAGAAAUCUUCAAGCCAUAAAAAUCUACUUUCUGAGAGAACGGAUUGCCCAAAACGCCUUUCACUCUGCAGAAAAGCUCAGCCGUUAAACCGCGUUACAGUGCCUGAUGGGGAAGAUGGUGGCGGGGACAUCUGUCUGAAACAGGAACCUCUCGAGCCAAAUCAGAUGAAGGAUGAAUAUACUCACGGAACCAGCUUAACCUCUGUGUUUGAGAAAUCAGCAAAAUCAGAGAAAACGCCAUUGGCUGAAGAGACUUUUAAGGAGUUCACCAGUCACAUGCUUCUACACUUGUCAGAUGAAGAGGAAGAGGAAGAGAAAGUGGCUGUUCAAAGCCCUGUAUUCCACCAAGAGUCUGUUUCACGUGCUCGCCACCUGAGCCUCUUCCCUACACAGCCCUGCUGCUCUCUCCGUGCUGCCGCCACCACCACCACUACUACUACUACCACCACCACCAUCCACACACUGAGCCAUUCCAAUCAAGAGUCCAACUCUCAGGAUGUACUUCAAAGGAAAAUCAUCCCCAAGACUGCUUACCCAGCAGAGUCCGACCAACCAGAAGUUCCUAGAAAGUGGGGCAUCCAAGAUACCUCUGCGUGUGAUUCUCAAUUCACGGAGGGAAAUGGCGAAGGCCUUGUGUCAUAUUACUGGGGUGUUCCGUUCUGCCCCAAGGGCCAAAACCCAGAUGAUUACACCAGUGUCAUUCUCAGCCAGUUGGAGGUGUAUGAAAAGAGCCUGAAAACAGCCCAGCGAGGACUCCUACGCAAAGUGGAUUGGGGUCUUCCGGUGUGUCCUUGCCCACUGGAAAGGUCAUUCGGCAGAAGAUUUAAGCGUCAUAGAGCCCCUCGUCUUAUGGGCGAGGAUGACGAAGAAAAUGACGAAGAACCAGAACAACAGCAACAGGAAGAGCAAAAGAAGGCGGAGGAGGCAGGGGAAGAGAGGGCGGAGUCCCAGGCAGGUCCGGAUGAAAGAACAAGGAAUGGACAGGGCGAACCGUAUGUGGUGGUGUCGUCUCCUGAGGCACAGGAGGAGCUGACGCAAAAAUCUUUGCUGUUUGGGCAACAGGAGUCCAUGGAUGCACUCAAAUCUUCCAGUUUUAGGAAAUCUAGUCAUCGGGACUGUUCUCCGAUACAGCAGCGUGAUGAAUAUGAAGAAGGUCAACAUGAACAGUGUGAUGUUGCGAACACUGUGUGUCCAGAAACUCAGCUGAGUAAAGACAGUACACCAGAUCUGAUGGUGACCAGUCCUGUGCAGCCACAGUCACGGGCAGACAGUGAGGUCAUGGAGGUGGAUGAAGAAGGGACUCCCCCUGCCAUAGAUGAGGAAAGGAUGGAGCAGGAGCAGGGUGAGGAGGAGGAGGAGCAGAGGGAGCCACAUUCUCCUCUGAGCCAGACGGUGGCAUGCCCCAUGUGCUGUUGCUUCUUCACCCGCAACAAGAUUGAGAUGCACGCAGCCUACUGCGACGGCACCACAGAGCUGCACAAGCAGCGAGUGCCAGCGCUACGGAAGAGGACAGGAAGAAUAGCGAUGGGUGAGGCCUCGCCAAGAUCUGAGAAAUCAGAGGAGCAAGAGAAAUGCUACUUGUGUUUUAAGUUUUUCUCCCGUGACAAGUACACUCAACAUGUUCCCCAGUGCCUUCAGCAGAAAACACUCAGACCCAAUCAGGGAAAUGGCUUACUGGCCGCCCUGGAUCAGACAGAAAAGGGGCAUAUAGAUGAUUAUGAAGCCGGACCAUCUGAUAUUACGAUCCAAAGCAACCGUGGCCUUGCAGACCCUUCAGCAAUGGCUGAAGAUGUUGGAAGCGGAAGCUGUUCAGCAUCUGACUUCUGUGUCAGCUCCUCUCCCAUCAAAUCCUUCACACCCAUAUCUGAAGCUAAAGACUGUUUCAUAGACUUCAAACACCAGUAUUCAUCCAAGCCCAGUCAGAGACUAGGGAGGAAAAGAAAAUUCAAGAGAUAGCAUAACAUGCUUAAAAACACUGGGCUAUUUUUAUUGUGUUUUGUUUGUUUUUUCUGAUUUGUAUACCUUUUUGCAAUGUUAUGCCUUUUAUAAUUACUAUGUACAAAUGCUACUAAAUGCUGUCACCUUAUUUAAGUUCCUUUUGAAAUUUUUUGUUUUUGUAUAUUAUUGUGGUAUGUUCCAUGAUUUAAAAAAAAAUUAUUGCCAGAAUUGACAAUA
This is a messenger RNA of Electrophorus electricus (electric eel), 3429 nucleotides long. RefSeq names its product ubiquitin interaction motif containing 1 (gene uimc1). Gene Ontology annotation, cellular component: BRCA1-A complex. The record is from RefSeq and is a predicted model, not a curated record. Gene Ontology annotation, molecular function: K63-linked polyubiquitin modification-dependent protein binding; histone binding. Gene Ontology annotation, biological process: double-strand break repair; positive regulation of DNA repair. NCBI's taxonomy places the organism in Eukaryota, Metazoa, Chordata, Actinopteri, Gymnotiformes, Gymnotidae.